Messenger RNA from Zeugodacus cucurbitae (melon fly), 5306 nucleotides. It is a transcript of the gene PhKgamma, whose product is annotated as phosphorylase b kinase gamma catalytic chain, skeletal muscle/heart isoform. The record is from RefSeq and is a predicted model, not a curated record. Lineage: Eukaryota; Metazoa; Arthropoda; Insecta; Diptera; Tephritidae. The transcript is spliced from 10 exons. Gene Ontology annotation, biological process: mitotic DNA damage checkpoint signaling; glycogen biosynthetic process; protein phosphorylation. Bases 101 to 1933 code for a protein of 610 amino acids. Gene Ontology annotation, molecular function: phosphorylase kinase activity; ATP binding; calmodulin binding. Gene Ontology annotation, cellular component: nucleus; cytoplasm; phosphorylase kinase complex.
CGCUUUUGGAUUAAAAUAUAUAAUCACAAAUAAACUGUGCGCCGCGCAUUGAUUUUUCUUUGCAUUUUCUAAUUUGACCGUCAAAAUUCCACCAGAACCAAUGGCUAAGGACGAGGAGGAGGAUGAUGUUUUGCCCGAUAAGGAUGCGGCCAAGGGCUUUUAUGCCAAAUAUGAACCUAAGGAGAUACUGGGAAGAGGCAUCAGUUCCACAGUACGCCGUUGCAUCGAAAAGGAAACAGGCAAAGAGUUUGCCGCAAAAAUCAUCGAUCUUGGCGCUGCCACAGAAGCUGGUGACACCAAUCCAUAUCACAUGCUCGAAGCCACAAGACAGGAAAUUUCAAUACUCAGACAAGUUAUGGGGCAUCCCUAUAUAAUUGAUCUACAAGAUGUCUUCGAAUCGGACGCUUUCGUCUUUUUAGUAUUUGAAUUGUGUCCGAAGGGUGAACUCUUCGAUUACCUUACCUCGGUUGUGACGUUGUCGGAGAAGAAGACGCGCACCAUUAUGCGUCAAAUAUUUGAGGGUGUUGAAUAUAUACAUGCAAAAAAUAUUGUACAUCGAGAUUUGAAACCCGAAAAUAUUCUACUCGAUGAGAAUCAUAAUGUUAAGAUAACAGAUUUCGGUUUUGCGCGGCAACUGAAGGGCGACGAGAAGUUGACAGACCUCUGUGGCACGCCUGGCUAUUUGGCGCCCGAAACAUUGAAGUGUAAUAUGUUCGAAGGCUCGCCUGGUUACUCAAAAGAAGUUGACAUUUGGGCAUGCGGCGUCAUUAUGUUCACAUUACUUGUUGGCUGUCCACCGUUUUGGCAUCGCAAACAAAUGGUCAUGCUGCGCAACAUAAUGGAGGGCAAAUACAGCUUCACGUCACCCGAAUGGGCUGAUAUAUCAGAGGAUCCUAAGGAUCUCAUACGCAAAUGUCUAGUCGUCGAUCCAGCGAAACGAAUCACAGUGAAAGAAGUAUUAAAGCAUCCGUUCUUCAAUCAGAUGUUAUUCGAGCAAAAUAUCGAUGGACUGAAGCGCAGCCUAUCCACCAAAUCUAGGAGAAUGAGUCGCAUCAAUGACAUUGCACUGGUUUUAUGCUCAGAACCGUCGACUGAUGGCCGCACCACUUAUCAGCUUAAAUCACAAAAUCUGCGUAACACGCCCAGCAAUGGCAGUCAGUUGUAUUAUAAUCCUAAUAUUAUUAAAACACAGACGUCGAACUACAGUUACAACAAACAACCAUCAACAACAACGAAUGCUAGCAAUAAUAUUAGUAACAACAACAAUCGCAAGAGCAUGACAAACUUGUACUUAAACAAACAAGCGAGUAAUCUUAGCAAUAAUAGCAAUAACACCUAUACGUCAACCACCACAACUACUUCCCCGAGUACGACGAACUCUCAAGCGUACAAUAACAACUAUAAUCAACGCACUUAUCAAAGUAAUGGUAAUGCGUUUGACAAUACUACGGCUGGUCCGGCUACAUUCCACACGACAAAUAAAAAUAAUAACAGUAUUGGCAAUGCAAUGACAACGACGCCAUUCAUAACGCAAGAGCAGCAGCAGCAACAGCAACAACAACAGCAGCAACAGCAGUUGCUCUAUCAGCAGCAGCAUCAACAAUUUAUACAAAAACAACAGCAAACAUAUGAACAACAGCUGCGUAAACAAAGUCGCUUUAAUGCACGUAAGAAAUUCCAAUUCGCCAUAUUGGUUAUACGUGCCAUGAUUAGAAUACGCCGAUUGCGUUACACCGCCGAACCAUUGCGCGUCGAAGAGGCUAUACGCGAUCCAUAUCGGGUCAAGGUGCUGCGUAAGGUGAUUGAUGGCUGCGCUUUCCGCGUUUACGGACAUUGGGUGAAGAAGGGCGAAGGCCAGAAUCGUGCCGCACUCUUCGAGAAUACGCCUCGCACAGAAUUGCAUGCGCUCUACAUAAACAAUUUGAGUCGAUAGUUCGUCGAACAGUCAACACAGGGAAGCUAAUUCGCGACGGGAGAUUAGAGAGGAGUGUGAAAAGACGCGAAAACCGGAAGAGUAAAAAGUGCUGAAACUUAUGAAUUACUGAAAAUUAACUCUUUUGCUUGCAAUUAGCGUUUAGUAGCCAGUUGGCGGAAAAAUUAUUAUGAAUAUUUUAGUUGUAAAGUGAGCUUAAAACACAAAUGUUUGUUGAAAUCAGCCAUUUUUAUAAAUUGUUUUGUUUGCACUUUUUGAAGUGCAUUUAUUUUAUUUAAUAUAUAUAUAAUAUUUUUUAUUUGAUUAGUAAUUAUGAGAAUUUGUAGUAAUAUACAUACAUACAUACAUAUAAAUAUAGUGAACAAAUCCUAAUUAACGAUAAUUGCAAUUAAGCAGCGUACUGUGGAUGCAGAAACGGAGAAAAAACGAAUUGAAACUAGAAUGAUAUGAAAUGUAUCGCAUGAAAAUGUGUGUGUGAUUGCGCCACACACAUAUGCAAAUUCAAAACUGAUAUUAAUGCAUUGUUUAACUUUUGCUUUAGUUUGUAUUAUUUAUAUAGUUUAAUUUUGUUAAGCCCCAAAGCUUUGUACUUUUAAGCAGCUGAACGAAGAAUAAGAAGCCGUAAAAUAAAUGAGACAUGAAGCGUACCAAAUUAUUUUAUAUACAUACAUAUAUAAUUAAUAAUUAAAGAUAAAAAUUAAACUAAAGUCUAAUUAACGAAAUAGUUGUUAGUAAAUAAAUAGUAGCUGAAUACAGCGGUGCAAAAAGAAGAGAAGAAGAAGCGCAAAAAACUACAUUUGAAGCUAAAUAAUUAAAUCGCUUUAAGUUAACAUUAUUACAAAACAUUGUGUAAAACUAUGUGAAAGUAAAAAUGAAAAUUUGAAAUUAAAUUUAAUUUCAUUUAAAAAUCUAAAAUUUCAAAGCGCCAAAUUCAUGUAUGCAUUACAUUUAAUGCAGUUUUGAGCGCCACUCUCAUAGUUACUACAUACAUGUUGUGCAUCAAAUAUAAUUUUUUUAUUAAUUUUCAAUUUAAAUUUCUUAUUCAUAAAUAUUUUAGCAUGUAUGCACAUUAAAUUGUUAAGAAAAAAACUAAACAAUUGUUAAAACCGCAUUUGCGUUUUGAGAAAGAAAAAAAACACGCAAAUUGUUUAGUUAUAACUUUAAUGCACACAAACACACACCCACACACUUUCAAAUAUACAUACAUGCAUACAUAGUAUCAUACACAAACAUACAUAUCUCAUAAUUUACGGAAAAAAAAUGUAAAGCACUUAAUUUCUGUAUAAUAACAAAAAAAAUUGCGCAAAAUUAAAUCACUGAGGGCACAAAAUUGAUUGAAAGAAAAUUUUUUUAAAUUAUAAAUGUUAUUAUCACAUUUUUUUAAUAAUGCUGCAAAAUUCUGAAUCUUAAGUAAAAGCAACAAUUUGUAAAUAUUUUAAAUAUUGAGACAUAAUAUUAAUUGCAAGAUUUUUUUAAUUGUACAUAUCGCUCAUUUACUUGAAUAGUGUCACAACUCAAAAAAGUCUUUAUGACACUAUUCAAGUAAAUGAGCGAUAUGAUUACCAUACCUUUUAGUAAUGCUGUGAGGCCAGAUAUGAUUUUUUUUAAAUUAUAAAUAUUACCAUUCUUUUUAAUAAUGCUGCAAAAUACUGAGGCCACAAUAUUAAUUGAAAAAAAAAAUGUUUUUGAUAAUGCUGGAAAUAUUGUAAAAUUUAAAAUUUUUUGCUUUUUUUUAAUAAUUAUUCACUCUCACAAUUUGUGUUUGGAAUUUGUAUAAAAUUGUUUAAAAAACGCACAGAAAUUCAUUUAGUGUGGAAAAAUAUAAAUUUUGCCGUAAAAGAGUCCCGCACUCUCACAAAAUUUAUUAAAAAUUGCAUGAAAUUUCAAAAAUUCGCAUUACAAUAACUAAUUAAACAAAAACACACAAUUUUCAAAAGAAAAAAUCGCAAAAAAUUAAAAUACUAAAAUAUUUAAAUUUAUUUUUUUAAUUAGUAAAAUUAAAGUGUUUAGUAACUUAUUGAAAAAUUGAAAUUUACUAAGCAAACACAGCAGCAGCAACAAAGAGUUAGUUUAUUCAUAAAAAUUGAAAUUUAUGAAGAAAAAAACAGUGACUAUUUAGUAAAAAUUUGAAAUAGUUUUAAAUAUUUUCUCAAUAUUCAUUUAACACUUAAAAUAAUUAUAAAAUUUGAUAUUACCUUCAAUUAAACAUCUAAAAUAUUAAAAUGUAAGAGAAGAAAUUAUUUAAAAUUUAUAAAAAUCAUUUUAAAUAGUUUUAAAAUUUUUCACAAUAUUCAUUUAACAUUUCGAAAAUUGGUAACACUUGAUAUUCUCUUUAAGUAACCAUUUAAAAAAAAAUUUAAAAUAUGAAAGAAGAAUAUAUUUGAAAUUUAUAAAAAAUCAUUUUAAACAAAAUAAAAAAAAAAUUUAAAUUUCAAAAUAUUAAACACUACAAAACACUUAAAAAGUCGUAAGAUUUGAAUUUACCUUUAAUCCAUUUAAAACAAAAAUUUUGAAAUGUGAAAGAAGAAGUUAAAUUUAUUUAAAUAUUUAAAUUUAAAAAAAAAUCUUUACAAUUUAUAAAAAUAAUUUUAAAUGGUUUUAAAAAAGUUCACAGAAGUCAAGAGGUAAACAAAUCGUAAAAUUUGAUAUUACUUUCAAACAACCAUUUGAAACAAAAAUUUUUGAAAUGUAAAUGAAGAAAUUCGUUAAAAUUUACAUAAAUUAAUAGCAGAGUUUGCAAAUAUUUAAUUGGUCUAAUGAGCUUGGCCUUCAUAAUGUUUUCAAUAAUAUAUUUUUAUGAAAAGCAAAAAUUACUGAGUUAACACAUAUACAUAUACAUACAUAAACAUAAAAAAGUAAUAAUUUUUGUUAUAAUUUAUCAUAUUAUCAUCACUUAAAAACACACUCACUGAAAUGAUUGCUAAUUGUUUGUCUAAUAUGUUCGCAGCAUAAAAUACAGAAAUAACAAAAAUAUAUAAUUUUAUACAAAUAUAUACAUAUAGACAUACAUACAGCUACGAGUAAAUGAGUAAAUGUAUGCCCGCUGCUUUAAAACAGAAACAGAAAAAUUUAGAAAUGUAAAAGUAAACUUAAAUGAAAUUGUAACUGUCAAGUACCUCCAGUGUUUUAAGCGCAUAUUUUACACUUGUAUGUAGUUAUGUAGAUAAAAAAAACAAACAAUUUAGAUGUGCUACAUAGCAAUUAUAGUGCAUUAAAGGUCGCAUACAUAUGCAUAAAUAGUAAUAAAUUGAAAUGUAUGCGCAUGUAUGUAUGUAUUUUGAACAGCAACGAAACACUUUCAAGACACACGCAAGUGAAAUUGUGAAAAAUAGCAAUUUAAUAAAAAUUUACGUUGUUAAAGUGAAAAAAUCAA